Messenger RNA from Dama dama (fallow deer), 2029 nucleotides. RefSeq names its product BCL2 like 14 (gene BCL2L14). Gene Ontology annotation, biological process: regulation of apoptotic process. Bases 192 to 1277 code for a protein of 361 amino acids. The transcript has 7 exons. NCBI's taxonomy places the organism in Eukaryota, Metazoa, Chordata, Mammalia, Artiodactyla, Cervidae. The record is from RefSeq and is a predicted model, not a curated record.
GUCCCAACCUGAACCGGCUACACUCCGGUGGCGUCUUAGAUCACAAGGGCCUUCUGAAAUUAGGACCCAGGAAGACUAGGCCACAGUUUCCUCUUAAGUUUCGUGGAGAGAGACUCAGGUAUAGACAUAUCCUUACAGCCACCUGACCCGAAGCGGGAGCAACCACUGACAGCUUGAAGACCAGCCCCACCAUGUGCACUGCCAGCCCCUGUGACCUGGAAGAGAUCCCCCUGGAUGAUGAGGACCCAGACAGCUUGGAGUACAAAAUCCUGGAGUUCUAUGUCAAACACCACGUCUUCCAGAACACCUCUGUCGUCCUCUCACCAAAGCUCCUGAGAACAAGGAGUCUGUCCCAGAAAGGGCCGGAGAGCUGGCCAGUGAAUGAGGCAUGGACGCAGGGGCCGUGGCCCUGCAGAAAUUCCCAAUCCAGCGAGAAGGCCAUAAACCUCACCAAGAAAAAGUCGUCUUGGAGGACCCUCUUCGGGGUAGCAGAGAAGGAGGAGGACUCACAGAGCUCGCCUCCGGAAAUCCGUGCCCAGGGACAAAGGGUGGGGGGACCUCAGGUCCGUCCUCGGAGUCCGAAAUGGCCAAGGUCCCGCUCCAGCAUGGACCAGCGCUUAGAGCACAAAGCUGCGGACCCCAGAGUCGUUUCCAUUGCCAACCGAGUCGCUGAAAUUGUUUAUUCCUGGCCGCCGCCAGAAGAGUUCCACAGCCAGGGAGGAGGCUUCAACUCCCAAGAGCUUCCGGUACCCCAGAGUUUCGAAGGGCAGUCUGGAGCUAAAAGUACCAAGAAAGUGGACGAUGAGGGGCCCAGCUGGCUCUUGAGCUGGCAGCACAUCAAGCGACAAGGCAGAGGAGUCUUCAAUCGUGGCGGUGCCCCCCAACCCCCGAUCCAAACUGAAGGAGAAGACCAAAUAAUAGCCAGAAUUGUUGAGCUGCUGAAAUAUUCAGGGGAGCAGUUGGAAAGAGAGUUGAAGAAAGACAAGGUUUUGAUGACCUGCUUCCAGGAUGGGUUAUCCUAUCCUGUUUUCAAGACCAUCACAGACCAGUUCCUAAGGGCCGUGGACACCAGGGGAGAAUCAGAGGUCAAAGCCCAGGGCUUUAAAGCUGCUCUUGCAAUAGAUGUCAUAGCCAAGCUCACGACUGUCGACAACCACCCCAUGAACAGGGUGCUGGGUUUUGGAACCAAGUACCUGAAAGAUAAUUUCUCACCCUGGAUCCAGCAGCAUGGUGGAUGGGAGAAAAUACUUAGGAUACCACACGAAGAAGUAGACUGAAACAUCAGAGGAUUUGUAACCCUGGAAUACUUAUGUUCUGGCUCUGGUCUUGUGUACAUCGGUCUCAGCACAGACUACAGGAGAAAACACAAAUGGACAAGGUGGAUGGAGCACCAAAGGCUGAAUAACCAUUACUCCUGCAAGUCAAGAGGCAUCAGGAGAGACCUUGACUGUUUCCUGCUCCUAGGAUGUAGAGCAUGGCCUCCGGCAUCCAUUAUUCAGGUUGUCUACUGAGUAUGCAAGAAAGUCUAGGAAGACAAGUGGUAACCUUCCAUUUAAAUGCUUACAACAGAAACCAUCACCCAACCUCUGCUGGCCACUUUAGGGAAAGUGCGUGACACAUACUUGUUGACCUCAUGAAGGUGAAAUGAUAAAUGGCGCAUGUGCUUACUCUCUGGUUUCUAGUACUGUUUAUUUUUCAAAGUUCACUUGAGAUGGUCUGACCUUAUUUCAAGCCUGCCCUUAGGCUGAUGUAGCUGUUCAUGUUGGUAGACAGAGGUCAAAGAGACUCUCGAGUUUAUGGCCAGCCUGGGGAGAGACUGCCUGAUCUGCCUUUUUUGGCUCCCUUCUCUGGACAAUUUUUUGGCAGUUUGAAAAACUUCUAUUUGGCAGAAAACAAUUAUUCCUGUCACCCUCAACUAUCUCAGUGACCUCAUCUCUACUUCUAGAGGUUUCUAGAACUUUGUUAUUUUGGGGGUUAGUGUAAUGAUUAAUGCUUGGUAAAAUAAAUGUGCAGAAAGACAACUGUCAAA